Messenger RNA from Pogonomyrmex barbatus (red harvester ant), 2923 nucleotides. RefSeq names its product Heat shock protein 70 cognate 5 (gene Hsc70-5). NCBI's taxonomy places the organism in Eukaryota, Metazoa, Arthropoda, Insecta, Hymenoptera, Formicidae. Gene Ontology annotation, biological process: protein folding. Gene Ontology annotation, molecular function: ATP-dependent protein folding chaperone; ATP binding. The record is from RefSeq and is a predicted model, not a curated record.
GCGCCAUGAGAUGCGCGUGUGGUGUACUUCGUGGAUUUCUAGGAGAGUUGCAUCACUACACGUGAAGCUGGGUGGACAUACCGCGUUUCCUGCUAAUUUCUCAUUGAAAUUUUGUCGAAAGAAAACCAAGAUGUUGACCGUCGCGAGAUUAUUGAGUCGCAGUUGCGCCGGCGUUACCUCCGAUAUUGCCAGAAAGCAACAAUUUAGCACGAUUUUGAAAAAUGUUGCAGCUCCAACAGUUACUGUCUCACAUCGGUUUACCGAUAUGCAACAAUAUCGGUAUAAAUCUGAAGGUGUAAAAGGUUCAGUUAUUGGUAUAGAUCUUGGAACUACCUUUUCCUGUGUAGCAGUUAUGGAGGCCAAACAAGCUAAAGUUAUAGAAAAUGCUGAAGGUUCUAGAACUACUCCAUCUUAUGUUGCUUUUACGAAAGAUAAUGAACGUUUAGUUGGUAUGCCUGCAAAACGUCAAGCAGUCACAAAUUCCGCUAAUACAUUUUACGCAACAAAACGAUUAAUUGGACGGAGAUUUGAAGAUCCUGAAGUGAAGAAAGAUAUGAAGAGCGUAACAUAUAAAAUCGUGAAAGCAUCUAAUGGAGAUGCAUGGGUGCAAGGUGCUGAUGGAAAAAUGUAUUCUCCCAGUCAAAUUGGAGCUUUUGUACUUAUGAAAAUGAAGGAAACAGCUGCGGCUUAUUUAAAUACUCCAGUAAAAAAUGCCGUUAUUACUGUACCUGCAUAUUUUAACGAUUCACAACGACAAGCAACAAAGGAUGCUGGUCAGAUUGCAGGAUUGAAUGUGCUUCGUGUAAUUAACGAACCAACUGCAGCUGCACUUGCAUAUGGCAUGGAUAAACAGGAAGAUAAAAUCAUUGCUGUUUAUGAUUUAGGUGGAGGUACCUUUGAUAUCUCAAUUUUAGAAAUCCAAAAGGGAGUCUUUGAAGUAAAAUCCACAAAUGGUGAUACAUUCUUAGGAGGAGAGGAUUUUGAUAAUGCAAUUGUUAAUUAUCUUGUGUCUGAAUUCAAAAAAGAGCAAGGUGUAGACGUGACUAAAGAUGCAAUGGCAAUGCAAAGGUUGAAAGAAGCUGCAGAAAAAGCUAAAAUAGAGUUAUCAAGUUCUCUCCAAACGGAUAUAAAUCUUCCCUACUUUACUGUGGAUUCUAGUGGACCAAAGCAUUUAAAUCUUAAAUUAUCCAGAAGUAAAUUUGAAAGUCUUGUAAAUGAUCUGAUUAAACGUACUAUUCAACCAUGUCAGAAAGCACUUGCUGAUGCUGAAGUAACAAAAUCUGAUAUUGGGGAAGUUUUAUUGGUCGGCGGUAUGACCAGAGUUCCUAAAGUACAACAAACAGUUCAAGAAAUAUUUGGCAGACAGCCAUCGAAAGCUGUAAAUCCAGAUGAAGCUGUAGCUGUUGGUGCUGCAAUUCAAGGAGGUGUACUUGCAGGAGAUGUGACAGAUGUUUCUUUAGAUGUUACACCUUUGUCACUAGGUAUUGAAACACUUGGUGGUGUGUUUACGAAAUUAAUCACUCGUAACACAACUAUACCUACGAAAAAGAGUCAGGUAUUUUCCACAGCAGCUGAUGGUCAAACACAAGUCGAGAUUAAAGUUCAUCAAGGCGAACGAGAAAUGGCUAGUGAUAACAAGUUACUGGGACAAUUUAGUCUUAUUGGUAUUCCUCCUGCACCAAGGGGUGUACCACAAAUAGAAGUAACGUUUGAUAUCGAUGCGAAUGGUAUAGUACACGUUUCCGCUAGAGAUAAGGGAACUGGCAAAGAACAACAAAUUGUUAUUCAAUCUAGUGGUGGUCUUAGCAAAGAUGAAAUUGAAAACAUGGUUAAGAAUGCUGAACAAUAUGCAAAAGCAGAUAAGAUUAAGAAGGAAAGAGUGGAAGCUAUCAAUCAAGCAGAAGGAAUUAUACAUGACACAGAAGCGAAGCUAGAAGAAUUCAAAGCACAAUUACCACAGGAGGAGUGCGAUAAACUUAAGGAAUUAGUUGCAAAACUUCGGGAAGUUUUGGCUAAGAAAGAUGAUGUAGAUCCUGAAGAAAUAAAGAAGCAAACAAAUGAACUCCAACAAGCAAGUUUGAAAUUGUUUGAAAUGGCAUACAAAAAGAUGGCAGCAGAAAGAGAAAGUCAAAAUCAAUCACAGCAGGAGCCUGAAGGCGAGAAAAAAGAAGAGAAAAAUUAAUUCUAAUUAAAUAAUUCGCAUUUUGUAAAAAAAAGGAAAGACAGAUUCCAUUCAUAUACUUGGAUAAGCAUCAGUUGCUGUUUUUGUAAGCUCAAAAGAAUUGUUUGUUCCAGUUGAAGAAAUAUCAUCUAAAUUUCGAUGUUCUGCGCGAUAAUAAAUAAUAAAUCAAUUAGAAACGAAGUAUUAUUCACAUACAGAGAAAGAAGAAAAAUAAUUUUUUGCACAUCUAGCGAUUUGUUCUGAUAUGUAAUAUCGAUUUUUUUUUGUAUUUAUAUUAAUUUUUGUUUUGAAAGAAAACAAGUACCGUAAGUUCUAUUAAGCUUAGAAAUAAAUAGCUAUGUAUAUUAGAUGUCUAUAGCAGGCCAAUUUUGUAAAAGUUUUGGCCAAUAAGUUUACACAUAAAAUAAAUUAUGUACAUAGUUGAUCGCUUGUAUGAUGCAAGAUGGUCAUUUUUGUGCAGCCUACGAACCAUGUGCAAAAUAUCAAGAUAUUUACAGUUGUUGUAAAAUGACAAUUAUUGUAAAAUGACUUGUACCAAAAAUGACAUGAAAAUAAUUUGUUAACAGUUAUAAACUUGCUAUUGUAGAACUUGCUAUUGUAGAAUGCUUUAUAACACAUUCAAUGAAUGAGUGUAAGGUGAAAAUAUAAAAUCGAGAGAAUGAGAUGUGAAUGUUUCUAUGCAAAACAAGUUUACUCUGUAAAUCAUAUAUAAUGCAGAGAAUAUUAUUGGGAUAUAAUCAA